This is a messenger RNA of Ochotona princeps (American pika), 1967 nucleotides long. It is a transcript of the gene CAMK4, whose product is annotated as calcium/calmodulin dependent protein kinase IV. Gene Ontology annotation, molecular function: calmodulin binding; calcium/calmodulin-dependent protein kinase activity; ATP binding. Gene Ontology annotation, biological process: protein phosphorylation. The transcript is spliced from 13 exons. The record is from RefSeq and is a predicted model, not a curated record. The coding region runs from base 1 to 1851 and encodes 616 amino acids. Lineage: Eukaryota; Metazoa; Chordata; Mammalia; Lagomorpha; Ochotonidae.
AUGACAGGCCGACCGGGCUCAGGUGCGCAGCCCCAGUACUGGUGGGCGCUCUGCGGGCGCCCGGCCUCCUCGGCCUCCUCGGCCUCCUCCUGCGCUGCAUGGCCGCGAGGCGGGCGACGGGCAGCGCCACUGGGCCUCAGGAGUCAGUCCACCCGUGUGGCGGGCCUGCUGCAGCAGCGCGGAGCCGCCCCGUCCAGCCCGGGCCGCCGCCUCCACGCGCCCCUCCAGCGGCCUCGAGCAGCUCGGGAGGCGCGGGGCGGCCGCCAUGGCGCGGGGCAGCUUCCGGCGCGGGAGGAAGCGCCGGCCCACGCGCCCGCCGCCCGGGGAGCCGCCUCGAGGGCCGCGCGCAGGCCGGCCGGAAGUGCCGGAAGUGCGCCGGUGGGCUCUGGCAGCACCCCAGAUGGGGCUCCGGGUCCCCCGGGUACGCUCCCUUUUCUCGCCCGCCCACUCGCCGCUGACCCCAGCAUCGUGUGGAGCCCUUCUGAGACAGGAUCUUCGGCAGCUCCAAGGGGGCAGUGUAGCCCGCAGCGGCAGCGGCUCCCCCGCCCAGUGAGGACUCCGCCCGCCGUGAGCGUGGCCCUGGCUGCCGGCAGCCUGAUCCCGGACUACUGGAUCGACGGCUCCAACCGGGACGCGCUGGGCGACUUCUUCGAGGUGGAGUCAGAGCUGGGAAGGGGUGCUACAUCCAUUGUGUACAGAUGCAAACAGAAGGGGACCCAGAAGCCUUAUGCUCUCAAAGUGUUAAAGAAAACAGUGGACAAAAAGAUCGUGCGGACGGAGAUCGGAGUCCUGCUGCGCCUCUCCCACCCCAACAUUAUAAAGCUUAAAGAGAUCUUCGAAACCCCAACAGAAAUCAGCCUGGUCCUAGAACUUGUCACGGGAGGAGAGCUGUUUGACAGGAUCGUGGAAAAGGGAUACUACAGCGAGCGGGACGCCGCCGACGCCGUGAAGCAGAUCCUGGAGGCCGUGGCCUACCUGCAUGAAAAUGGGAUUGUCCAUCGUGAUCUCAAACCGGAGAAUCUGCUCUAUGCCACGCCAGCCCCAGACGCGCCACUCAAAAUCGCUGAUUUCGGACUCUCCAAAAUCGUGGACCACCAGGUGCUCAUGAAGACCGUGUGCGGCACCCCGGGGUACUGCGCCCCAGAGAUCCUCAGAGGCUGUGCCUAUGGGCCCGAGGUGGACAUGUGGUCAGUGGGCGUCAUCACCUACAUCCUGCUUUGUGGAUUUGAGCCAUUCUACGAUGAGAGGGGCGACCAGUUCAUGUUCCGGAGGGUCCUCAACUGCGAGUACUACUUCAUCUCACCGUGGUGGGACGAGGUCUCCCUGAACGCCAAGGACUUGGUCAGGAAGCUGAUCGUCUUGGAUCCGAGGAAGCGGCUCACCACCUUCCAGGCUCUGCAGCACCCGUGGGUCACCGGGAAGGCAGCCAACUUUGUGCACAUGGACACCGCGCAGAAGAAGCUGCAGGAAUUCAAUGCCCGGCGCAAGCUGAAGGCAGCCGUGAAGGCAGUUGUGGCUUCGUCCCGGCUGGGCAGUGCCAGCAGCAGCAGCCAUGCCACCAGCCAGGAGAACCACAGGCCAACCCAGGAGCCCUCUCCUGCCCCAGGGGACACGGCCCUGCCGACAGCCGAGGAAGCCGAGCGCAUGAAGGUGCAGGCGGAGGAGGAAGAGGCGGGCCCGGGGCUGGUGCCCGAGGCCCUGGAGGACGGGAUGACGGGGGCUGGAGGAGAGCCCCAGGAGCAGGAGGAGAGCCUGGGCGAGAAGCUGAAGACGGUGGAGGAGGCGGAGCCAGAGAGCCCUGCCACGGGACUGGGAGCGCCGCAGCAGGGGGUGACCCUGCCCGAGUCCUAGGGUGGCCCUGCCUCCACCCUCCCCGGCCUGUGACGCACCUCGUCCUGUAGCAGGGCGGUGCGAAAGCAUGAUAUAGUGAUGUUCUGAGGUGCAAAUACAUAGCUACCACUCGAUAA